Castor canadensis (American beaver) is the source of this 1595-nucleotide messenger RNA. It is a transcript of the gene Ccna2, whose product is annotated as cyclin A2. Gene Ontology annotation, biological process: mitotic cell cycle phase transition. Gene Ontology annotation, molecular function: cyclin-dependent protein serine/threonine kinase regulator activity. NCBI's taxonomy places the organism in Eukaryota, Metazoa, Chordata, Mammalia, Rodentia, Castoridae. The record is from RefSeq and is a predicted model, not a curated record.
GGCGGCAUCGGCGCAACUGGUCGGCUGGGCGGAGUGCACGCUGCUUGGCGCGGCUGACUGAUCCCGCCGCCCGCCCCCGGGAGCAGUGAUGUUAGGCAGCUCAGCGCCGAGGCCUGCGGCCCGCGAGGCGGGCUCGGCACUGCUAACAUUGCAGCAGACCGGGCACCAAGAAGACCAGGAGAACAUCAACCCGGAGAAGGCAGCACCCGCCCAGCAGCCGCGGACCCAGGCCGCUCUGGCGGUACUGAAGACCGGGAACGCGCGGGGUCCCGCGCCGCCGCAGAGGCCCAAGACGCGACGGGUUGCACCGCUUAAGGAUCUUCCAAUAAAUGAUGAGCAUGUGGCUACUGUUCCUCCUUGGACAGCAAACAGUAAACAGCCUCCAUUCACCAUUCAUGUGGAUGAAGCAGAACAGACUCAAAAGAGGCCGGCUGAAUCUAAACCAACAGUGCGUGAGGAUGUCCUGGCUUUUAAUGCAGCUCUUGCUUUACCCGAAACAAGAAAACCCCUGGUACCUCUUGAUUAUCCUAUGGAUGGUAGUUUUGAAUCACCACAUACUAUGGAUAUGUCAAUUGUAUUAGAAGAUGAAAAGCCAGUGAGUGCUAAUGAAGUACCAGACUACCAUGAGGAUAUUCACACAUACCUUAGGGAAAUGGAGAUUAAAUGUAAACCUAAAGUGGGUUAUAUGAAGAAGCAGCCAGACAUCACUAACAGCAUGAGGGCUAUCCUUGUGGACUGGUUGGUUGAAGUGGGAGAAGAAUAUAAACUACAAAAUGAGACCCUGCACUUGGCUGUGAACUACAUUGACCGAUUCCUCUCUUCAAUGUCUGUGUUGAGAGGAAAGCUUCAGCUUGUGGGCACUGCUGCUAUGCUGCUAGCCUCAAAGUUUGAAGAAAUAUACCCCCCAGAAGUAGCAGAGUUUGUGUACAUUACAGAUGAUACCUAUACCAAGAAACAAGUUCUAAGAAUGGAGCAUCUGGUUUUGAAAGUCCUUGCUUUUGACUUAGCUGCACCAACAGUAAACCAGUUUCUUACCCAAUACUUUCUGCAUCAGCAGCCUGCAAACUGCAAAGUUGAAAGUUUAGCAAUGUUUUUGGGAGAAUUAAGUUUGAUAGAUGCCGACCCAUACCUCAAAUAUUUACCAUCACUUAUUGCUGGAGCAGCCUUUCAUUUAGCACUCUACACAGUCACAGGACAAAGUUGGCCUGAAUCAUUAGUGCGAAAGACUGGAUACACCUUGGAAAGUCUUAAGCCUUGUCUCAUGGACCUUCACCAGACCUACCUCAAAGCACCACAGCAUGCACAACAGUCAAUAAGAGAAAAGUACAAAAAUUCAAAGUAUCAUGGUGUUUCUCUCCUCAACCCACCAGAGACACUAAAUGUUUAACAGUGAAAGACUGCCUGUUUUCUAAAAUGUAAAUCAUUCAAAGUACAUGGUGUACAGUUUUUAUCUUAGGUUUUAAUUUCACAAUCAUUUCUGAAUGUUGUAGAAGUUACGGCCAAGGACAAAUUAUGGUAUCUAUCACUUUUUAAAUGGUUUUAAUUUGUAUAUCUUUUGUACAUGUAUCUAUCUUAGAUAUUUGGCUAAUUUUAAG